GUUCAUUGUUAUCGACUGUCCGUUUUCUAUUCAUUCAGAUUCGGUGCCUUGCGCCAAGCACAUUUUAUAUAACCUUUUCAUUUUUUCCUUAAAAGCAAAACAAAACCAGAAUGGCCAAUUUUUUAAAGACCGAAGAUCAGGUGAAGAUCAGUGAGAUUGUCGAAAAAUUGGUCAAUCAAAAUUCCAAACGCUAUACCAACGAUGAUGACUACUUUAACAUACCGUGCUGUUCCCGCGACGUGUUGCUCAGUUGCCCGGAAUUGUCCGGCAUUCGGGCGGUUUCCGACUUUGAAUCGUUGGUCCCUCGAGCCGGAUCAUCGCACAUUUACCGCACGGGCCAGCUAUUGACCAUCGGACGUCGCGUGGCCAGUCGCAUGGUGGAUCCGAGUGGCCAACGUGAGAUGCUUAACAAUCGCUAUCAACUGGACGAGCGCCUUCGAUCGGCUGGAAUCUAUCACAAUCGCCUGGGCAAUCCAUAUGGCCUUUCGUCUGAGAUUGAAGAGGGUGGACAUGGAGACACUGAUCCCGGCAAACCCAAUACAUCCAUGGGAUCCGCGGCCCAUUAACUAAUUUUAACAUUGGAGCCUGAAAAAAUUAAGACUGUACAUAUUUUAACUUUACGUUGAGAGGCAAUACCCUUCAUUAAAUACGAUUUAAAUCGAUGGUCUGUAAACACA
Messenger RNA from Drosophila takahashii, 677 nucleotides. RefSeq lists its product as uncharacterized. The record is from RefSeq and is a predicted model, not a curated record. Lineage: Eukaryota; Metazoa; Arthropoda; Insecta; Diptera; Drosophilidae.